Messenger RNA from Trypanosoma cruzi, 1136 nucleotides. Its product is annotated as ATP-dependent RNA helicase, putative. Lineage: Eukaryota; Euglenozoa; Kinetoplastea; Trypanosomatida; Trypanosomatidae. Gene Ontology annotation, biological process: maturation of SSU-rRNA from tricistronic rRNA transcript (SSU-rRNA, 5.8S rRNA, LSU-rRNA). The transcript has a single exon. Gene Ontology annotation, cellular component: nucleolus; intracellular anatomical structure. Gene Ontology annotation, molecular function: RNA binding. The annotation marks the transcript as partial. The record is from RefSeq and is a predicted model, not a curated record.
GCUUUCGUAUUGGGUGGACAAGUCAGGCAUCUGCAGAACAACGUGCUGGCCGUGCUGGACGUGUGGGACCUGGACAUUGUUACCGUUUGUAUAGUACGGCCGCAUAUUCCAACUUAAUGCCAAAACAUGGCUUACCCGAAAUUCUCAGAACAUCAUUAGAAUCAGUGGUACUAUUGAUGAAAUACUUAGGUAUUGAUAACGUUGGAUCAUUUCCAUUUCCCUCUCCUCCAAAUGAAGACGAAUUGAAGCGGGCUUUAACGCAUUUGACGCUUAUUGGCGCUUUGGACUCUCAAAUUGAACGCCGUAUCACCACUUUGGGUAAACGACUGAUAGCCUAUCCAAUUCCCCCUCGUUUUUCACGGAUAAUUCUGGAGGCCUUGGAUCGGAAACUUCCUGAUUGUAUUCUUAACAUGGUAGUUGCUAUAGCAGCUGUUUACUCAACUACUACCAAUGUAUUUACUAGUGAUGGAAAUGGUUUAAAAUGGAAGGCAAGGGAUUUAAAAAAACCCGAUGAUGAACGUCGGCCCUUCAUUUCUUCUUUGCUAAAUCCUGGGAGUGACUUGAUUACUUCUUUAAAUGCCUUUGGAGUAUAUUUGAACGAUUCUUCUUCAGGGAAUUGUUAUCGGUACUGUCUGGUGCAAAAAAGUCUUUCCGAGGCCCGGCAGCUGAAACAGCAGCUACAUGCAUUAGCGAGGCAGGAUGCGGUUGUAGAACAAGUCGAUGAUACAAUUGAUGCUAACGAUGUCGGAGCAAUGGACUCUGGACCCCACAUCAGCAAUAUUUUUUUGCCUACAAUCUCAAAGGAGCAGGAAUUACUCUUAAGAAAAUUAUUUAUUUAUGGCCUUAAGGAUCAAGUUGCCCGACGGGCCACUAUUCAAGAGUGUCGAGGCCAUGGAGUAGAGUACAAGGAUAAGAAGGCAACGAAAGCACCGUACAUCCUCUUGGGUCGCUCAAUGAUAUCCUAUAUUCAUCCAUCAAGUUCUAUAGCGCGAACAUUUCCUCCUCCUGAGUACGUCACGUUUGCCUUUUUACAAAGAUCCGUGCGCUCCGAAACGAAGGAUCCCGUAACGAUGAUGUUGGGAUUAACCAUUGUAACUAAAGAGUGGUUAUCUGAGUGUGGUGUAAUUCUCGAGUAA